GGCCGUUGCACGGAUUUGUUUCCCCACUUUUUUUCUGCGUCAAAGCACUCGCCAUGUUUACAUUUCGUUCUUCUUUCAGAUCUUCAUAUCACACCUCUCUUCACUUCCCUUUCAGCACUUUACAGACAUGACUUUCGCUACCCCCACCAACCUGGUUCCCGCUCAGGAGGCCUCUGGUCUUUCUGCUGCCUCCGAGGUCCCUGAGGUCGCCUCUUUCAAUGUCAAGGCUGGUCUCGCUCAAAUGCUCAAGGGUGGGGUGAUCAUGGAUGUCAUCAACGUUGAGCAGGCCCUCAUUGCUGAGGCUGCUGGUGCUUGCGCCGUCAUGGCCCUGGAGCGUGUCCCUGCCGAUAUUCGCAAGAACGGCGGUGUCGCUCGCAUGUCUGACCCCAAAAUGAUCCGUGAAAUCAUUAACGCCGUCUCGAUCCCUGUCAUGGCUAAGGUCCGCAUUGGACAUUUUGUUGAGGCUCAGAUCAUCGAGUCUCUCGGAGUUGAUUACAUUGACGAGUCCGAAGUCCUCACUCCCGCUGAUGAGUCCAACCACAUCAACAAGCACGAGUACAAGGUCCCUUUCGUUUGCGGCUGCAAGAACCUCGGCGAGGCUCUUCGCCGCAUCAACGAGGGUGCUGCCAUGAUCCGUACCAAGGGCGAAGCUGGUACCGGAAAUGUUGUCGAGGCUGUUCGUCAUUGCCGUACAGUCAAGGCCGAGAUCCGCAGGGCACAGUUGAUGGAUGAUGCUGAGCUCUUCACCUAUGCCAAGGAGAUCCAAGCCCCUUAUCAUCUUCUCAAGGAGACUGCCAAGUUGGGACGCUUGCCCGUUGUCAACUUCGCUGCCGGUGGUGUUGCCACUCCUGCCGAUGCUGCCUUGAUGAUGCAGCUCGGAUGUGAUGGUGUCUUUGUUGGAUCGGGUAUCUUCAAGUCCGGUGACCCAGCCAAGCGUGCCCGUGCUAUUGUCCAGGCUGUGACCCACUACAAGGACCCUAAGGUCCUUGCUGAGGUCUCUGAGGAUCUCGGUGAGGCCAUGGUCGGCAUCAACAUUUCUGACAUCCCCGUGGAUCAGCUCUAUGCCAAACGCGGCUGGUAAAAAAACCUCCAGCUGGUCUGUUGACCCCCUUCUGCCAUUCCAUUCCUCAUUUCUCCUAUUCUCUUUGUCAACAUUACAGCCAUAUGUACAGUCGUUCUAGAUAUCCAUAAAAUUUGCAUGCUGUCAAUACCAUGUAAAGCCACUGAUACAAAUGGAGU
Messenger RNA from Gamsiella multidivaricata, 1239 nucleotides. Its product is annotated as vitamin B6 biosynthesis protein. The record is from RefSeq and is a predicted model, not a curated record. Gene Ontology annotation, biological process: amino acid metabolic process; pyridoxal 5'-phosphate biosynthetic process; pyridoxine biosynthetic process. The coding region runs from base 128 to 1081 and encodes 317 amino acids. Lineage: Eukaryota; Fungi; Mortierellomycota; Mortierellomycetes; Mortierellales; Mortierellaceae. Gene Ontology annotation, molecular function: amine-lyase activity. The transcript is spliced from 4 exons.